AUGGUUUCGAAAACCACGCGAGCUUCUAAUGCAGAAGCAAGAAAGGCGGCUGCACGCAUGCGUGCAGCCGCGGAAAGUGCCUCUCACACCUUAGCAGCAAGUGAUUCUUCGCCUGUUGUUGUGAAUCGUCCACGUGGUAAGUCACCACGUGCGACAGGUACAUUCGUUGCGCCUGCAGCGGGUACUGCGAGUCGUAAUCAAGAUGAGUCUGAGAUAGAGCUCAUCUAUUCUGGCGAGUCGGAUGAUGUUUUCGACUCGAAGGCGACUCCUCACGUCUCUGGAUCACCCGGAGCGGACACUGCAAGAGACAGGUUGACUGGAUCUGGUCAACGCGGUGCUAUCAUGUCCGAUAUCUUCGGAUCGAGUGAUUAUUUGGACGAAUCUCCGCCUCACGCAAGUCCAUUUAACGAUAGGACGCGUGGGAUGGUGGUGAUGUAUAGGUUCAUCACAGCCAUCCCCACGCGUCCUAACGAGCGAAGUAAUUUUAGGGAUCGGGGUAACACUGGUGCUAGUGCUCAUGCUGGCAUCAAUCAAGAGGCCAGGGACCGAAAUUUCCUGCGCCACGCUCCCCAAGUGGAGUCUUCGUGGAUGCCGCCAUCCAGAGAGUUGGACCGGUUGGCCGACACGACUACCGAACGGGAUCGAAUCCCGUUGUUCGAUUGCAGGAAGAUUUGCCCGCCUGAUUCCAGCACAGAAACUAUCCGUGCUGAGGAAGAGUUCUUCACCGAUGCGUUCUUCAAACAUCAAUGGUACAAUAGUAGCCGUGUACGAGACGGCGAAGCCUUGGUGAAAGGAUGGUAUGCCCUCAUCCACAACAUCGAGUGCAUUGGCCGUGAGGUCUGGCUCGCCAAACUUGAUGCUGCCCGCAUCAGGUUUGAGAAACGUAACCCAGUCUGGGGGCGAUACAAGUUGCACCGGCUUUCAAGAGAGGCAGUAUUACCCUGUCUCUCGUGGGGUGUUUCGUGUCCUGGUUGCCUGGACAACUCGGACUGUGCCCCUAGGGAGACCUUCCUCCCUAGUGAUCUCUACUGGAGGGCGCGCAUCUCUUUCAAGAUAACCGAAGGGAUUGACACCUUGCAAUCCCUGUACUCACGUUCGGAGAAGUCGUUUUUCGACGGCCCUUCUUCAAACGCAGCGGGUGGGUCUUGUCAUAUUGCUUGA
Messenger RNA from Peronospora matthiolae, 1161 nucleotides. The record is from the annotation of a GenBank genome assembly. NCBI's taxonomy places the organism in Eukaryota, Oomycota, Peronosporomycetes, Peronosporales, Peronosporaceae.